Carassius gibelio (silver crucian carp) is the source of this 4782-nucleotide messenger RNA. RefSeq names its product semaphorin-7A-like. Gene Ontology annotation, molecular function: semaphorin receptor binding; chemorepellent activity. Gene Ontology annotation, biological process: negative regulation of axon extension involved in axon guidance; axon guidance; neural crest cell migration. Bases 168 to 2069 code for a protein of 633 amino acids. The record is from RefSeq and is a predicted model, not a curated record. The transcript has 14 exons. Lineage: Eukaryota; Metazoa; Chordata; Actinopteri; Cypriniformes; Cyprinidae.
CAGAAAGUGUGACGUGAAGUGUUAGCGCUCAGAUUCUCAGAGAGGUCUGUUGAGGGACAGACGGCGCCCGCUUAUCACACGCGCACCCCUGAGAAACAACACCAGUCUCAUCUUAGGAAAGAAUUUAUAGACGUGGCGUCACUCCAAUUAAAUCAUCGCGGAAAAACAUGAAUCUGUUCUUACUUGCUACUCUUUUCUCAGUGGUUUUGGCCGAAAAAUCACCUCGGCUGAAAUUCACCGUGAUGGAGUCACCUCGGUUUCGCUUCAUGAAACCAGAGAACUACACAACGGUUUACCACCAACAGAAAACUGACGUCCUGUAUGUGGGGGGCCAAGGGGUCAUCUAUAAGCUCACCUUCAGUGAUAAAGGAGUCCAUGACAAACAGAUCCAUGCUGUAAUGGAUGAGAAUGCAAAAGAGACAUGUGUCUCUAAAUCACCAAUAUGGAAGCAAGAGUGUGAUAAUUUCAUCACAGUAAUUGAGAGAGUCGGCGAUUCAGUUGUGGUCUGUGGGACAAGAGCCGGUGCUCCUAAAUGUUGGCUCCUGGUAAAUGACAGUGUACUGACAGACAUGCCAGAGGAAACAGCAGCGUCUUACAUCUUGGCACCUUUCCCUUCUCAGCGCUCUGUCAGCCUGUCAGCAGAUGGGAAUCUGUACUCCGCUUUGUCAGCAGUUGCAGGACAAACUGGCUCUAUCCGCCGCACAUAUGGCUCCAAAAAGCAGCUGAAGACAGAAAAUAAAUGGUUACAGAAUCCCCAGUUUGCUGGAGCCGCUGUGAUACCAUACACAGAAAAACUCAAAGAUGAGAUCUAUUUCUUCUUCAGCGAGGUCAACAGUACAACCAGUCUAGAUGAAGAGCCAUACAGGGCUCGCAUAGGACGAGUCUGCAUGGUUGAUGAGGGAGGGCUUCAAAAUGUGCUGCCAAACUCCUGGACUACGUUCCUGAAGGCACGUGUGAUGUGUGGGAAAGCUGGAACUCCUGUACAGUACAACAACUUCAAGCAGGCUUUCGUUCUGUCCUCUACUUACCGCACUGGGUUGAUAUACGGCAUCUUCUCCAAUGCUUGGAACACUACUGUAGUGUGUGCAUACUCCAUUGAAGAGAUUGACCAAGCCUUUUCUAAAUCCAAUCUGAAGGGCUACAACUCACCUUUAUCAACUCCCCGUCCUGGAAUGUGUGCUUUUAGGAAUAACACUUCCGCUAAUAACCAAAAGAUCUUGACUGUGAUCAAGGAUCACCCUGAGAUUGAGAACAUGAUCAUGCCAGUCGAUGAAGCUCCUCUGGACCUGCCAGUUCAAGACCACUUCACACAUAUUGUGGCAGACACAGUCUGGGCUGUCAAUGAUGAACACUACAGCAUCAUUUAUCUGGGCACAGAGAAGGCAAAGGUCCUGAAGGUGCUCCAUGCCAUAGAAGGAGCCUUUAUCAUAGCACAGUACUCUUUAUUCCAUGAUGAUAGUCCCAUUAUCAACAUGGCCAUUGACUCUAAAAAGGGUCAUCUCUAUAUUGGCACAGAGCUUGAAGUCCAGCGCAUCCCCCUGGCUGAUUGUGGUCGUUACGGAGCCAGCUGCCAGGAAUGCAUCCUUUCACGAGAUCCAUAUUGUGCGUGGGAUGUGUUUAAGAAGAAAUGUACUGCAAUCCCAGCAGACUACACAUUUGGCACUGGAACUCUUGUUCAGACCCUUGACCACUCCAAUGCCUCGGUCUGUGGCUAUGUUACAGCUCCUAAGGCACGUAGCACCAUCCCCAAACAAGUUUUAGUGGAUAAAGAUGGACCCGUCCUGUUACCAUGCCCCGUGCGUUCCUAUCAUGCAACUUACCGCUGGGAGAAAGACAACUGCAUCAAGCAAUAUCCUUGCACUAUCUCCGGUUCCUCAUGUGUGCUGGCACCGACCCCUGACCUGCCACUGAAGGAGGGCGUUUUCCGCUGCAUGAUGGAGGAGAGCGGCCUGCAACAGGAGGUGGUGUCCUACAAGCUGGUGUUCAACGGUGGGCCCCUCUCCGCCUCACUAGCCUCCACCCUGGGGUCGGCUCUGCUGCUGGCUGGUGCGGCACAAUGGCUCCUGUAGAUCCAAUGAAUCCCGGGGGCUCAAAAGGAAAGAAGUUUAAUUCUAAGAUCAGCAGAGCAUGAGUACCUAGGCCGGUCCAACUUAAGUGCAGGGGAGCAGCUGGUCUCUUAUAAACUGUGUUUCUUAUUUCUUAUUCAAAGCAAUCACUAGUUUAUUAUUUUCUUCAAAGGGCCAAGAAAAUGCCUGAAAUUGUCUCUUUUUGCAAAAUGCUCUAUCAUACCAAACUCCAGUGUUAUUAUGUAUAACAUAAACUUGUGUAAGUGAACUAUUUCAUGCCAUCAGCCUGAAAGCAUUUAGACUUAUAUACUGUAUAUUAAAUAUCUAAUACAUUACUUGUAUUUGUACUGCAUAAUACAUUGCUUGCAAAAUGUUAGUGCCAUAAUUCAGAUGUUUCAGAGAACUGCUUUGCUAACUACACUAAUGAAAUGACAUGAAAUCCAGAUCAGUUUUUUUAACUUGAUUAGUUUUCUUAGUGACAUCACUUUUCAGUAAGGUUCAGUUACAUUAGUUAAGAAUAGGGUAUCUUGAACUAACUAUGAACAGCUUUUACAGCUUUUAGUAACCUAGGUUAAUUUACAACUAUUUAAUAUAUAAUAUAUAAUAUAUAGUUUGUUGUCAAUUCAUGAUUGUUCAUGAUAAAUAUUAAAUAAUGUUCAUUUGGAUAGACUGCACAUUAUAAAGGUAAAAAAAAGGCAACAACAACAAAUAAACUGCUUUAAAAAGCAAAGGAAAACUUUUCAGUCACAGCAGACCAUUUUUGCAAUUUUUCAGAUUAUUGUGAUUUAUGCUCCCAGACAUUUUUUAGGCAUGGUGAGUUUGGUUGAUUCUUUAUGUAAAGAACUUGAGAUGCUAAAAUGUAUUAAGAAAUUAACAUUUUAUUAAUUUAAUUCAUGCUGUUCAUUUUUUAUUCAUAUACCUAAUGAUUUAACAAAAUUGAACCUUAUUUUAAAGUGUUACUUCUCGUUGGUAUGUAGAAUUGCUGAGUUACAGAUGUGUUAGAUGUGCGAGUACAUGCUGAAACGUUAAUAUACUGUUAUAAAUCCUUCAAAUUUCCAUUGUGUGCCAUUAGAACAGCUUUGAAGCCUUAAAACGAGGAUGAGUUCCUUUUAAGCUGUAAGGGUCACAUCCUAAGCACAACUUGCAAACUAAGCAGAACCUGCAGAAUCUGCUGACUUUAUCUUUCCAUUGAGUCAUUCCGACCUGAAGCAGAACGUUAUUUCAGCACGACUUCAGGACUGCAUAUAGUUGAUUUGUUUGCGCCUGUUUAGCAAGUUUGAAAUCACUUAACAAUUAGAAAUGAGAACUGGAAAACAAAUCCAUACAAAACUGACACAGAUUCGAAUGCUUUUGCUUAGUGGGUGGAAAGGAAUAAUAACCAGAAUCCUUUAUAAUCAGUUUAUCUCAAUACAUCAAUUUGUUUAACAUACAGGCAUAAACACUCAUGCAUCCUUGAUGUCUGUACUUUUCAUGCUCAUGAAGUACAUUUUAACAUUUUAUAUUCAAAUGAAAUAAGUUUAAGUACAUGUAACAUGGAGCUGCAUUUUGUAGUCGCAGUGUACAGAGGCUCAAUUAUAAUGUUUUAAUUGUAAUACUCUGCAUAUGCCAUUCUUCACCAUUGCUGCCUAUGGGAAUAGAAAGUAUUCCUGAUGGAUCUAAACAAUCAUCCGGCACUAAAGUGUUCAGAGUGUAAAUCUGUCCCCAUUUUUCAUCAUAACAUUUCAUUUGAUCAUGACUUCAGCCGAUAAAACUUUAUAGGGGUUAUCUUAUACACAUUACAAAAAGGAACAAACAAAAGAUGCUCAUACAGGAACGACCUAACACACUUAUUAAUCGUCAUCUGCACCCCUAACACACACCCCACCACUAUUUCUGUUUUUUCUCUCCUGCUCUCUCUCAGAGCAACUGACCCCAAAUGCCAAUUUUGUCUUUAACCUUGUUCUUUCCUCGCAAUAUUGAGUGUUAUGAACGAAUUGAUCACUAAUUAACCAGAAGUGCAUUGUAUUUCAGAUGAUGGAUGCUGUGACUCUUUUUUGUAUUUAGUUAUGUAGUUAGCAGUGUUGUAGCAGUGUUGGUUUAUGCAUUAGUGCAUUACCUAUUUAUGCUAGUGUGUGCUACCCUUCUGUUUGCAUGCUGAAUGCCACAGCACUGUCACCCUCUCUCUGUACUCGUACCUCUGUCUCUUGGCCUAAAUGAAGGAACGUUGCAGUGCCAAACCAAUGUUGUGUAAUUAUCAUCAAAGAGCUUUUCUAAAUUUUCCACUGUGCUUUGAAGCCAGACGUUUACCUUUCUGACACGCAUAUAUCUAGACACAUGCACACACUCUAAAAUACUUCAGGCAGUGUAAGCGAGACAGGGUCCUGUGUCUGUAAACAACGGUUAUAUGUUUAGUUUUUUUUUUUACUCUGUAACUAGUUUGCAAAGGUAAUUUGUGUUUUUAUUUUCUGUCUGUCAUUUGCUAUGCCAUUUUUUUUUUCUUUUUUGCCCGAGGCAGGGAGUGUUUUCUCAUGUAGGGACACUCAGCAUGGUCUACUGUUCAAAAGCAUCUUGCAGUUGUGUAAGCUUGCACUUAAUAAUUAAUAUUUAUAACUGGUUACCAAAUGUCAUAGCAGUUUUUUUCUAAAGGGACUGAAGACAUUGUAAAAUACAGAAACAUUGAAUAAUACAUUAAAUGUUUCCCUGAAAAUGUGCAUUAAAAUAAAUAACAAAAAAUCUA